Messenger RNA from Sinocyclocheilus grahami, 1056 nucleotides. RefSeq lists its product as uncharacterized. The record is from RefSeq and is a predicted model, not a curated record. The annotation marks the transcript as partial. NCBI's taxonomy places the organism in Eukaryota, Metazoa, Chordata, Actinopteri, Cypriniformes, Cyprinidae. The transcript is spliced from 4 exons. Gene Ontology annotation, cellular component: membrane.
UUCCUCAGUUUCCUCUUUUUUUAGCUUACAUGCAUCUUGACGCCAGUAACAGAAUUUGCUGCUGUAUUUGGUUUCAGGAAUUUGGUUUCUUUUCUGAGUGAUCUUCAGUAUCUAUUAGGAAGUCAAUGCAGCAGCAGUGAUUUUGAGUUCUGUUUCUUUUUAAGUUUUUAAUUCAUGACAAUGGCAAUAAAUCACAGACUCAGAAUUCUUCUUUGUCUUCUAACCUUCAAAACAGGGUUCAGUGCUGAGAUCUCUGUGGUUGUGCAAACAGGAAAUUCUGUUCAACUGCAUAUACAGACACAAGAACUACCAGAGUUUGAUGAUUUAUCCUGGAAAAAUGAUAAAUCAGAGAUUAUAGUUAGAUAUACAAGUGAAACUAAAAGAGUAAGACUUCACUCUUCCUACAAGGACAGAGUGGAUUUCAAUGAUACAACCUUCUCUCUGACACUGAAGAACAUGCAGAAGACAGACAGUGGACUCUACACAGCAAGAGCAAGUGGAGACUCAGACAACAAUAUUGUUACAUACAGAGUAUCUGUCAUAGAUGCAGUGGAAGCUCCAGUCCUGAUUGUCAACUCAAACUGGUCCAGUCCUGAACCCUGUUACUUUACAUGUAACAGAAGUAACAUUACCGUCAGCUUAGUUGCAGCUGUUCUCAAGAAGACCUCAAGAUCCUCUGAUAAUCACACUCUAAGACUGAGCUGCAGUGGUGACUCCAUCAUAUGUAACCCCAGUGAGCCAGUGAGCUGGAAGACUGACACAGAGAAGGUUAAUAAACUCUGCACUGUUAAUCGAAGGUUCAGUGCUGAGAUCUCUGUGUUUGUGCAGACGGGAGCUUCUGUUCAACUGGAUAUACAGACACAACAACAACUACCAGAGUUUGAUCUUUUAUCCUGGAUCAUUAAUAAAUCAGAGAGUAUAGUUAGAUAUAACAGUGAUUCCAAAAGAGUAAAACCUCACGAUUCCUACAAGAACAGAGUGGAUUUCAAUGAUACAACCUUCUCUCUGACACUGAAGAACAUGCAGAAGACAGACAGUGGACUCUACACAGCAAGA